Messenger RNA from Exophiala oligosperma, 2572 nucleotides. RefSeq lists its product as hypothetical. Gene Ontology annotation, cellular component: membrane. Bases 1068 to 2459 code for a protein of 463 amino acids. The transcript has 3 exons. Gene Ontology annotation, biological process: transmembrane transport. NCBI's taxonomy places the organism in Eukaryota, Fungi, Ascomycota, Eurotiomycetes, Chaetothyriales, Herpotrichiellaceae. The record is from RefSeq and is a predicted model, not a curated record. Gene Ontology annotation, molecular function: transmembrane transporter activity.
AUUUAUUUUUUGCAAUCACUAUUUACCCCCACUGCCACCUCUUCUUCCUGUUCCUCCUUACUCGUGCCAUACAUCUUGAGUUCAGCAGGUGACGGGGAUCAUAUUUGUGUGCGAUCUGUCUAUCCUCACCACUCUGGCCUCGUUCGAACCCUCCGGGAGCCUCAGCUAUGGGCCAACCAUCUCAGCAGGCGUCUAACGCCAUCAUCUAUACCACUUAUGCAGCUUUCCUUGUUUUCGGCCUCUUCGUCGCAUGGACAUUGCGCCAUCAGACGAAAGGCGAGUACCUUGCAACUCUGCGAACACAGAAGGGCAUACCUUUAGCCCUCAACUUCAUCGCCUCGGGUGAGUGCGCUCGAUCGGCGUCAUACGCCUGAAGCGGCAGCGGCAUGAGCUUCAUACGCCAUGAAGCAAGACACGAAACGAAAGCGCAAUUAACAGUCGACCGACCAUCGAGCCCAUCAAAAGAUACAAUGUUGAAACCAGAUAUCUGAGGUUCGUAAGCUUGCAAACAAGGCAUUGUGGUUCCCUUCUGGCGUCGGGGUCCGGGCGGAGGAGAAACUUUUACAAAAUGUCCCCGAGACACGUUGAGAUGGGUGUCUUUGACGACGGAGCCCAGACGCAAGAAGGGAAGCACGAUGUGCAGCACUACGGGCGCUUGUGCCAGCUUUGGAUUUUUCACCUUCCAGUUCUCAUCCACCUUCACAGAAUGCAACACCUUUGAGUGUUUGCUAGCGGAGAGAUGAGGAGACGGCGGGGAAAAGAAGAAGCGAGAAAACGCACAAUGCUGAGAUUGUACCGUUAAAACUCGAUCAAGUUAAUGCUUGCGUGGGAAACGUGCUGCCGCUUCUAUCAAUUCCCCUUCUUCCCCCCUUUCCUGACAGGAACAAAGGUCGGUCGUACUAACAACGCCGGGUAUGCGGUGUGUGUACAGCUUUAGGAUCAGGUAUUCUCUUCACGUACCCCCAGAUCGCGACCAUUGCGGGCGUCCAGGGUCUGCUGGUCUACGCCUUGUCAUCGGCCCUACCUCUGCUGGUCUUUGCGUGGUUGGGACCCAUCAUCCGACGUAAAUGUCCCGAGGGGUUCGUCCUGACGGAAUGGACGCGCCAGCGCUACGGCGUUGUGACGAGCUUGUAUCUGUCUGCGUUGACGUAUGUCGUUCCGUCCAAUAUAUGUCAUCUUUUUUUCCCCUCUUUCCAAAAACGGUGGGAUUUCAUACUGAUCAAUGUUAUGCUUCUGUUAGCCUCAUAACGCUCUUCCUCUACAUGGUCGCCGAGCUCUCUGCUCUUCAACAAAUCAUCAAUGCCCUGACCGGUCUGAACGGCCUGCCCGCUGUCAUUGUGGAGUGCGCCGUCACGACGAUCUACACCUCUCUGGGCGGGUUCAAGGUCAGUUUCAUCACGGACAACAUCCAGGGCGCCAUGGUCCUGGGCUUGAUCGUCAUCGGCAUCAUCACGGUCGGCGUCGAGACGAAAAUCUCGCACGACCUGGUCGAAAAGUCCAACUACCUCGACGCGUCCCUCCUGGGGUGGCAGCUCCUCUACAUCCUCCCCGUGGCCAUCUUGACCAACGACUUCUUCCUGUCGGGUUUCUGGAUGCGCACGUUCGCGGCCAAGACCGACAGGGACCUCUACGUGGGCGUCGGCCUCGCCACGGUCGCGGUCGCCAUCAUCCUCACCGUCGUGGGCGUGAGCGGCCUCCUCGCGGGCUGGUCCGGCGCGCUCGGCGACCCGCCCCAGCAGAGCAGCAUCGCGUUCUUCUUGCUGCUCGAGCAGCUCCCCGCGUGGGUCGUGGGGAUCGUGGUCGUCAUGACCGUCGCCCUCAGCACGGCGGCCUUUGACAGCUUCCAGAGCGCCAUGGUGAGCACGGGCUCCAACGACAUCUUCCGCAACCGGCUGAACUUUUGGUACAUCCGGCUCGCCGUCGUGCUGCUCAUCUUCCCCGUCGUCGUCGUGGCCCUCAAGAGCCCCAGCGUCCUGCAGAUCUACCUGAUCAGCGACCUCAUCAGCGCCAGCAGCAUCCCCGUGCUGGUCAUCGGCCUGAGCGAGCGCGCCUACGCCUGGCGCGGGUUCGAGGUCGUCGUGGGCGGCCUCGGCGGCCUGCUCACCGUCUUCCUGUUCGGCCUGGUCUACUACGACGGCGACGCCCAGAAGGCCGGCGACCUGCUGCUGUUGGAGCAAGGGCUGUACGGCAACGACUGGUCCGCGUUCGGGGCCUUCUUGGCCGCGCCCGUCGGCGGUCUCCUCUGGGCCCUCGGCGCGUUCGGGUUGAGGGUCGGCGUGCAGUGGAUCAUGGCCAAACGAGCCGGGAGGCGUUUCGACGCGUUUGACAAGCCCGUCGCUCCCACUGCGGGCUUCUAUACCGGUGAGCGCGACGACGAUGGCGCCACCGAGAGAGAAGUCUACACCGACGCCGACGGCGUGGAGAGAAGUGACGUCGCCGUCAAGGGGAAAUUCUUCUAAAGUCCAGACUUCUUCGCUUCGUGCUUCGUGCUUCGGGCGCCUUUGGGUGGAUACAAACACAAAGUGCAAAGAGGAAGUGAAACGCGAUGUCAUGCAUAUAGGACAGGUUGGGG